Elephantulus edwardii (Cape elephant shrew) is the source of this 4659-nucleotide messenger RNA. It is a transcript of the gene PAPPA, whose product is annotated as pregnancy-associated plasma protein A, pappalysin 1. The coding region runs from base 1 to 4659 and encodes 1552 amino acids. Gene Ontology annotation, molecular function: metallopeptidase activity. Lineage: Eukaryota; Metazoa; Chordata; Mammalia; Macroscelidea; Macroscelididae. The record is from RefSeq and is a predicted model, not a curated record. The transcript is spliced from 23 exons.
AUGGCAAAGUGGAGGAAGGCUGGGGGCGCCGCCGAGGAGCCGAGCCCGCCGAGCCGGGCGCUCUAUUUCAGCGGGCGCGGCGAGCAGCUGCGCCUCCGGGCCGACCUCGAGCUGCCCCGGGACGCGUUCACGCUCCAAGUGUGGCUGCGAGCGGAGGGCGGCCAGAGGUCUCCGGCGGUGAUCACAGGGCUAUAUGACAAAUGUUCUUAUACCUCGCGUGACCGAGGAUGGGUCGUGGGCAUUCACACCGUCAGUGACCAAGGCAACAGAGACCCACGCUACUUUUUCUCCUUGAAGACAGACCGGGCCCGGCAGGUGACCACCAUCCACGCGCAUCGCAGCUAUCUCCCAGGCCAGUGGGUGUACCUCGCAGCCACCUACGAUGGGCGGCUGAUGAAGCUGUAUGUGAACGGCGCCCAGGUGGCAACAUCCGGGGAGCAAGUGGGUGGCAUCUUCAGCCCCCUCACCCAGAAGUGCAAAGUGCUCAUGCUGGGGGGCAGCGCGCAGAACCACAACUACCGGGGCUACAUCGAGCACUUCAGCCUCUGGAAGGUGGCCAGGACUCAGCGAGAGAUCCUGUCGGACAUGGAGACCCACGGCCUCCACACCCCUCUACCUCAGCUCCUCCUCCAGGAGAACUGGGACAAUGUGAAGCGCACCUGGUCCCCCAUGAAGGAUGGUAGCAGCCCCCAGGUGGAACCCAGCAGUGCCCACGGCCUGCUGCUGGACACGAGUCUGGAGCCACCUCUGUGCGGGCAGACCCUGUGUGAUAACAAGGAGAUCAUCGCCAGCUACAACGAGCUGCCCCGCUUCCGCCAGCCCAAGGUGGUGCGUUACCGGGUGGUCAACCUGCGGGACGAUGCCCGGGACCACCCAACCGUGAGCCGCCAGCAGAUUGACUUCCAGCACCGGCAGCUGGCUGAGGCCUUCAAGCACUACAACAUCUCCUGGGAGUUGGACGUGCUGGAGGUGAGCAACUCCUCCCUGCGCCACCGCCUCAUCCUGGCCAACUGUGAUAUCAGCAAGAUCGGGGACGAGAACUGCGACCCUGAGUGCAACCACACGCUGACCGGCCACGACGGCGGGGAUUGCCGCCACCUGCGCUACCCGGCCUUCGUGAAGAAGCAGCACAACGGGGUGUGUGACAUGGACUGCAACUAUGAGCGAUUCAACUUCGACGGCGGUGAGUGCUGUGACCCCGACAUCACUGAUGUCACCAAGACGUGCUUUGAUCCUGACUCUCCACACAGAGCCUACUUGGAUGUUAAUGAACUGAAGAAUAUUCUUAGGUUGGAUGGAUCAACACACCUCAAUAUCUUCUUUGCAAAUUCCUCUGAAGAAGAGUUGGCAGGAGUAGCCACUUGGCCGUGGGACAAGGAGGCCCUAAUGCACUUAGGUGGCAUUGUCUUGAACCCAUCUUUCUAUGGCAUUCCUGGGCACACCCACACCAUGAUCCACGAGAUCGGACACAGUCUGGGCCUUUACCACAUCUUCCGAGGCAUCUCAGAAAUUCAGUCCUGCAGUGACCCCUGCAUGGAGACAGAGCCCUCCUUUGAGACCGGAGACCUCUGUCGUGACACUAACCCAGCUCCGAAACACAAGUUCUGCGGGGACCCUGGGCCAGGGAAUGACACCUGUGGAUUUCAUAGCUUCUUCAACACUCCUUACAACAACUUCAUGAGCUAUGCAGAUGACGACUGUACUGACUCCUUCACGCCCAAUCAAGUUGCCAGAAUGCACUGUUACCUGGACCUAGUGUACCAGAGCUGGCAGCCUUCCAGGAAGCCAGCGCCUGUCGCCCUGGCCCCCCAGAUCGUGGGCCACACAGCGGACUCAGUGACAAUUGAGUGGUUUCCGCCCAUCGAUGGCCACUUCUUUGAAAGAGAAUUGGGAUCAGCAUGUGACCUGUGCCUGGAAGGGAGAAUCCUCGUGCAGUAUGCCUUCAAUGCCUCCUCUCCUAUGCCUUGUGGCCCAUCAGGACACUGGAGCCCACGGGAAGCAGAAGGUCACCCAGAUGUUGAACAACCAUGUAAAUCCAGUGUCCGCACCUGGAGCCCAAAUUCAGCUGUCAACCCACAUACGGUUCCUCCAGCUUGCCCUGAGCCACAAGGCUGCUACCUUGAACUGGAAUUUCGCUACCCAUUGGUCCCUGAGUCUCUGACCAUAUGGGUGACCUUUGUCUCCUCUGACUGGGACUCUAGCGGGGCUGUCAAUGAUAUCAAACUCUUGACCGUCAAUGGGAAGAACAUCUCCCUGGGCCCUCAGAACGUCUUCUGUGAUAUCCCACUGACCAUCAAACUCUUGGAUGUAGAUGAGGAGGUUUAUGGGAUCCAAAUCUACACACUGGAUGAACACCUGGAGAUUGAUGCGGCCAUGCUCACCUCCACCGCAGACAGUCCACACUGCCUUGCGUGUAAGCCUCUGCAGUAUAAAGUGACCCGGGACCCACCACUGAAGAUGGAUGUGGCCUCUUCCAUACACCUCAGUAGAAGAUUUGUGGACAUGGAUAUAAAUCUUGGCAGUGUGUACCAGUACUGGGUCGUCACCAUUUCUGGAAAUGAGGAGAGCGAACCAUCACCUGCUGCCAUGUAUACCCAUGGAAGUGGAUACUGUGGUGAUGGAAUUAUCCAGAAAGACCAAGGUGAAGAAUGUGAUGACAUGAAUAAGUUCAAUGGCGAUGGUUGUUCCCUGUUCUGCCAACAGGAAGUUUCGUUCAAUUGCGUUGAUGAACCCAGCCAGUGCUAUUUCCAUGAUGGUGAUGGAGUAUGUGAGGAAUUUGAACAAAAAACUAGCAUUAAGGACUGCGGUGUCUACACACCCCAGGGAUUCCUGGAUCAAUGGGCGUCAAAUGCUUCGGUAUCUCAUCAAGACCAACAAUGUCCAGGCUGGGUCAUCAUUGGCCAGCCAGCAUCAUCCCAGGUGUGUCGAACUAAGGUGAUAGAUCUCAGCGAAGGCAUUUCCCAGCAUGCAUGGUACCCUUGCACUAUCAGUUACCCAUACUCCCAGCUGGCUCAGACCACGUUCUGGAUCCGGGCAUAUUUUUCUCAUCCAAUGGUUGCUGCAGCUGUCAUUGUCCACCUGGUGACUGAUGGGACAUAUUAUGGGGACCAAAAACAGGAGACUAUCAGUAUCCAGCUGCUUGAUACCAAAGACCAAACCCAUGACCUAGGCUUCCAUGUUCUGAGCUGCAGGAACAAUCCCCUGAUUAUCCCUGUGGUCCAUGACCUCAGCCAGCCCUUCUACCACAGCCAAGCGGUGCGUGUGAGCUUCAGCUCGCCCCUGGUCGCCAUCUCGGGGGUGGCCCUCCGCUCCUUCGACAACUUUGACCCUGUCACCCUGAGCAGCUGCCAGAGAGGGGAGACCUACAGCCCUGCUGAACAGAGCUGUGUCCACUUAGCCUGUGAGGCCACCGACUGCCCAGAGCUGACUGUGGAUAAUGCUUCCCUCAACUGCUCCAGCAGUGACCGCUACCACGGGGUCCAGUGUUCUGUGAGCUGCCGGACGGGCUACGUGCUCCAGAUCCAGCGGGAUGAUGAGCUGAUCAAGAGCCAGACAGGACAUAGCGUCACGGUGACCUGCACUGAGGGCAAGUGGAACAAGCAGGUGGCGUGCGAGCCAGUGGACUGUGGCAUGCCUGACCAGCACCACGUGUACGCAGCCUCCUUUACCUGCCUCCAAGGGACCACAUUUGGAAGCACGUGCUCCUUCCAGUGUCGUCACCCUGCGCAGUUGAAAGGCAACAACAGCUUCUUGACCUGCAUGGAGGAUGGUCUGUGGUCCUUCCCAGAGGCUCUGUGUGAGCUCAUGUGCCUGGCUCCACCCCCAGUGGAGAACGCAGACCUCCAGACAGCCAGAUGCCGGGAUAACAAGCACAAGGUGGGCUCUUUCUGCAAGUACAAGUGCAAACCUGGGUUCCACGUCCGUGGCGCUUCUCGGAAGUCAAAAAAACGGGCUUUCAAGAUACAGUGCACCCAGGAUGGCAGCUGGCAAGAGGGGAAAUGUGACCCUGUGACCUGUGACCCACCUCCAGCCAAGUUCUUAGGAAUCUACAGCUGCACUAAUGGCCACUCCUUCAACAGCCAGUGUACAAUCAAGUGUGAAGACAGUGAUGCCUCCCAGGGACUUGGGAGCAACACCAUCUACUGCCGGAAAGAUGGCACCUGGAGCGGUUCCUUCCAUAUGUGCAAGGAGAUCCAAGGCCACUGUCCUGCGCCAAGCAAACUCAACAGCAACGUCAAAAUGCAGUGCCCUGAAGGCUAUGCCAUAGGUUCAGAGUGUGUUGCCUCAUGCCUGGACCACAACAGCGAGUCUGUCUACCUGCCAUCGAACAUGACUUCUCGCGAAGUACCCCACUGGAUGAAUCCCAGUCGCAUGGAUAGAAUUGUAUGCACUGCUGGCCUUGACUGGUAUCCUCUUCCUGAUCGGAUUCACUGUCUCAAAGGCUGUGAGCCUUUCAUGGGAGACAAUUACUGUGAUGCCAUCAACAACCGGGCCUUCUGCAACUAUGAUGGUGGGGAUUGCUGCACCUCCACAGUGAAGACCAAAAAGGUCACUCCCUUCCCUAUGUCCUGUGACCUCCAGGGUGACUGUGCUUGUCGGGACCCCCAGGCCCAAGAACUCAGCACCCAGAAAGACCUGCGGGGACACAGCCAUGGCUAA